Crotalus tigris (Tiger rattlesnake) is the source of this 583-nucleotide messenger RNA. RefSeq names its product EKC/KEOPS complex subunit GON7-like. The coding region runs from base 203 to 514 and encodes 103 amino acids. The record is from RefSeq and is a predicted model, not a curated record. The transcript is spliced from 3 exons. Lineage: Eukaryota; Metazoa; Chordata; Lepidosauria; Squamata; Viperidae. Gene Ontology annotation, cellular component: EKC/KEOPS complex.
GAACAAACGGGGCCCUCCGCACGUGAGCGGCGACAGCCAAUCACAAAGGGGAAUGGAGGCGGAGAUAAGGCACGGUUAGGUGCGCUCCUCCUCCGACUAUAUAUCGUAUCAACAACAAAAGCGAGCGGGAUUGGUGACGCAUUUUCGUCAGAGGGAAUACGCUAAAACUGAUUGGUUCCUCGUUGGCGCCGGGAAGCGAGCGAUGGAGUUGCAGGCGGAGCUGACCGGCCGCGAUGGCUUGAAACGAGCAUGGCGAGUUCGGUGUGAUCCUCCGGGAGAGCUGCGGGGCCUGCUGGCGGGCUUGUCUCAGCUGCGGGAGGAAGUCACCGCUCGGCUUGGCCUUCUGGUGCAACAGGAGAGCCUCGCUGCCGCCGGGGACCGAGAUGAGCGUGGAGGUGAAGGUGAUAAUGGAGAUGAAAAUGACGAGGAAGAGGAAAAGGAAGAAGGGAAGCAUAUCAACACCAAAGGAUAUUCAGAUGAACCACCAUUAAAACGGACAAAACCACACUCCUGAUGGAAACUGUAAAACUUUUUUAAAAAAAUAUUAAAGUUCCCAUACUAUGAAAACUUAUCUUUAAAAAAA